This is a messenger RNA of Auxenochlorella protothecoides, 429 nucleotides long. RefSeq lists its product as hypothetical. The transcript has a single exon. The record is from RefSeq and is a predicted model, not a curated record. Bases 1 to 429 code for a protein of 142 amino acids. NCBI's taxonomy places the organism in Eukaryota, Viridiplantae, Chlorophyta, Trebouxiophyceae, Chlorellales, Chlorellaceae.
AUGCGGUCGUUCCUGCCUCACACCGGGAAUGAAGCUUCUGGAAAGGACAUCGCACUGCGGCCACGCCGGGCGCCUGGCCCGGCGUGCACCGUCAUGGAACGCCCCUUGGUAGACGAAGAGGAGGCGCUUGGCCGGUCUCGGUGCCCGCAGUGGCAGGGUGCGCCGCCCAGCACCCGCGCCGCCUCCCCCUGCCGGCCGCGCCUAGUCGUCUUUUCGCCUGGUAGGGGGCGUCCUGGAGUGCAGAGGAUGCAUUUGUCUGUCCUGGGUCUCCUGUCUCAACCCGGGCAGGAACUGGGAGGAGGCCCAGGCCCUCAGCGCGCCCAGGCCCCUGCCCCGACCACCCUCCCCGCCCGGCAGGCGCUGACGUGGCGGCCGGUGGGGGCGGGGGGGUGGCUCGGCCGGCACGACUCCCCGGUAUGUGCCCUGUAG